Molecule: messenger RNA, 6860 nt
Organism: Mya arenaria
Lineage: Eukaryota; Metazoa; Mollusca; Bivalvia; Myida; Myidae
Product: protein PALS2-like
Exons: 15
Coding region: 96-1808 (570 amino acids)
Cellular component (GO): plasma membrane; cell-cell junction
Molecular function (GO): protein binding
Source: RefSeq, a predicted model, not a curated record
CACGUGACUUCAGGUGAGUGUUGUAAACCGCGUCAGCGUUCACAAAUAUUUCAGGAUAAAUACCAUUCUGUUGGUAUUCUUGCGGACCUGACAGGAUGCCAGCCGCUAGUCAAGAUGAAUCAGGACUUGUUGCAGUCCAGACCCUGCAAAACAAUCUUGACAGGCUACAAGAUGCCACAGGGGCGUCAGACAACGAGAUUGACUUUCUCAGUAACCUUCUAUCAGACCCAACAUUUCAGGCUAUUGUUGAUGCCCAAGAUCGACUUGAAGAAUACCGGGAAGAUCAACCUGAGGGUCCUGAAGAUGAAAAACACGCUGCCAAGUGUAUCGGUGAUGUGUAUCAUGCUAUUGGGGGGUCGAUAGACACAGACCCAAAUGUACACGAGCUGAACCAGAUACUUGGAGACGCUCACGUGAAGGCCUUGCUCGACGCUCAUGAUGAUAUAAUUGACCGUAAUUUCGAGGAAAUGGUAGAGGAACAACAUCGACCACAGCUGUUCCAGUCGGUAUCCUCCAACUUCCAGGACCUUGAGGAUAAUAUCCGACUCGUUGGCAUAAUGAAGAGUGAUGAACCACUUGGCAUUACAGUGAAGAUAGAAGACACAGGGGACCUGGUGAUAGCGAGAAUCCUGGCUGGCAGCAUGAGUGAUAAACUUGGUUUACUCCAUGUUGGGGACAUUAUUAAAGAGGUGAACGGUAUGCCAGUGUAUACACCGCAAAUGUUGAUGGACAUUAUUCGCACCUCGGAGCAGCGUGUUAACCUUAAAAUUAUCCCAGCAUAUCAGGAGCAUCAUCAUACCUCCCAGAUGUUCAUGAAGGCACAUUUCACAUACAAUCCAAUGAAUGACCGGCUCAUUCCCAGCAAAGAGGCGGGAUUGUCAUUCCAGGAUGGCGAUAUCCUACUGAUCUUUAAUCAUGAUGAUCCUAACUGGUGGCAGGCUCAAAUAGUGGGAGAUGAGAUGAACCGAGUUGGUCUUAUACCGUCCAAGAACCUGGAGGAGAACAGGAAAGCUUUCGUACGCUCGGAUCAGGAUUACUCCAAAAGCAGCUUAUUAUGUGGUUUAAAACGAAAGAAGAAAAAGAAGAUAAAGUACAGUGCAACCAAAAAUAAAGACUGGGACACUGCAGACCUUGUCUUGUACGAGGAGGUGACUCGUAUGCCGCCAUUCCAGAGAAAAACCCUCGUCAUUGUAGGAGCGAAUGGGGUCGGGAGACGAUCCCUCAAGGAAAGACUGAUUAAGUCAGACAAUCGACGAUUCGCUGCAGCCAUUCCACACACAUCACGAGCCCCACGUGAUGGCGAGAUCCAUGGGAAGAAAUACUUUUUCACAGACCGCGAAACAAUGGACAUGGAGAUUAAGGCUGAUUUGUACCUGGAGUUCGGGGAAUUCAACGGGAACCUUUACGGGACAAAGUUAGAGACAGUUCAUGACACAAUCCGGUCAGGACGAAUGUGUGUCCUGGAUGUGAAUCCCACCUCAUUGAAGGUUUUGAAGAACCCAGAGUUUAUGCCGUACAUCAUCUUCAUAGCUGCACCAAGUGCUGAGGCCCUAAUGGUCAUGUAUGAGGAGGGGCGGAGAAAAGGAGUCGGAAGAGGGAUCGCUGGUCCAGGGACUAUUGAUUUCAAGACGGAGGAAGAUUUCUUGAAAAUAAUCGAUGAGUCUGCACAGAUUGAGAAAGUUUACAAGUCAUAUUUCGACACCACAAUUGUUAAUGACAGUUUUGAGGAAACUUUCCGGGAAAUUCGCAAAAUUGUGGAUACUCUAAGCACAGAUACACAAUGGGUGCCGGUGAAUUGGGUGUAUUAGCCAUAUUCUGUGACAUUUGUGUGAGUGCUUGUUUUUUUUGUUGACCUGACUUUGCCUUCAUUGAAAACUACAGGGAUUCCAGACCUUUGAGUUCAUUCAAAGCUACUAUAAUAUGCUAUGAUAUAGAUGUUUGUUGCCUUCACAAAAAAACCUCAAACUAAGGUAUUCUUGUAAAGACUUCUGUCAACAUAUUUGGGAAUAUGUAACUUAAAGGCAUCCAACUGCAAGAGUCCUUGAAGAAUGGGACCCACAACGUCUUUAAGGAAUUUCACCUACAAAGUCCUUCAGGUAUCUGUACAACAAAUAUGUGAAAUGUGUAUGCCUAGUGCCCCCAUAUUGUUUUGGUAUCAUUUGAAAAGGUUUUGAGUAAAGUAAAUAGUUAUGUAAAACAAUGAAAUUAUAACAAACGAUCUGCAAGAAAAUGCCUUCAGUGCUAUUUCUGCAAUUCAGGUGACUCAAGUCUGCACAUUGCCUGUAUAUUUCAUCUGGUGCAUUUAUCAUUUUUAGGCAAACCUUGACACCUUUGAAGAUAUUGAAUGAUAUUCACGUAUGAAGUAUUAAAAUAACCUAAUACCUGGUAAAUUCCACCUACAGCAUUGCUUGCUACACAAUUAUUUUGCUGUCACUAAGCAGCCCUGACUGAAUGAUGACCCCUGGUUUAAAACAUUAAUGGUGAACUCACAAGUAUCAAUUACAAGUCCAAACCAUCGGUGGACAUUUUUGUAUCUUUGGAGAAACCACCCUUAAUUUUAUUUGACCAAAGUGUUGAAAUAAGCUCUUCAUGGAAAAAAGACAUAAUUCACUGAUGUGUUGAUGACUUUUCCCCUUUAUAAUAGGAGGAUGGAAGACAGAUAUUUGGAUCACGUUUAUCUGGAAUCAAAAGGAUCACUAUUUAAACAUUACGUUGGCUUUCAAUCUGUAUGUAAAAUUAUUCAUUGCAUGAUUACCAUAUAAAACUGAAUACAAUUGUACCGUAUUGAAGGUUUUUAAAUGAUUUACAUAAUAUUUUGUUGAAGGAUAUAAUUCCCUUUUGAAUAAUUUAUUUUCCUGCCAGAAAUAUUAGGCUGAUCAAAUGAUCAAAUAACAUUUUUGCUGCUAUCAUUGUUUUCUUUUUGGCUAAUAAAAUAAACAUGGUAUUUGAUGGAUGCGUUAGACAUUUACAUCGGGGUUUCUAAAGUGCAGGACUAAUUCACAAAUCAGGAUUGAGUGCUUUUAACUUCAGACUAUUCCACAGUGGUAAAGAUUGUUUUUUGUUACGACGUUUGCAUCAAAAGCGUAGGAAGUACCUUGACAUGAAUAUAAAUGACUUUGUAAACAUUUUCAAAAGGGAUCUAAGCCACUAUACCCUGCUUUUGGCACGAAUCCCUCAUACUCAAACAGACCCCGGCUUAUUUUCCGGAUGGACAAUUAUCAGCAGUUAAGAUCCCCUGUAACACAUGUGUUUAUGGAGACUUUAAACUAAUUGCUAGAUUUUCAUCCAACUCGUUUAGCCGUCCCUUAAUUUGUUGUUGACUGAAAUGAAAAUGUUGAACUAGGGUGCGUAUCGGUCAGGUAUUGUCCGGGUACGGCGUUUAUUCAUAACAACGUUGUUGAUGUAUAACAUUCACAUGUAAAAAAGGAAAAUUGUAACGAUGGAGUUCGUGGUUCGUCUAGAAACAAAUGUAUAUGGUCCAUAAUGCAAUAAGAAAGAGCAUGAACACAAAUUCAGAGGUGAAGCAGUUAUCUAAGAAGAAAAAAUGUCACCGGCCCCGCCCCCAUUUGAAAAGAAAAUUGGAUGAAAAUCUAGCAAUUAAUUUACAUUGGCCUAAGAUGUUCUUGAAUGUGAUAUGCAGUGUUUAUUCCUCAGGAUGUUUGAGAGAUCAAUGUGUGUUGUAAUGUUUUAUCUCCUUAUAUUUCUUGAUCAUUCCAUAUUUAUAUUAUGCAAAUUUCUUUGAACUUCAAAGCCUUGGAUAUGCCACAAAAUUGUAAAUUUUGGUCGGUUAACUCUUUCCCUUGAGCAUUAUCAUGUGUAAAUACAGCAUGUUUUUAUUGUUAGCUUGUAUGAUUUUAUAUGAUAAACUUUGAGAUAUUGUCAUAUCCUUGGUGUCACGAUCAGAGCUCAAAAACUUGACCCUAGGCCAUCUCUUAAAAACUGUGAUAUAGAACUUGGUACACAUGUUUCCAGAGACAAUACCAACAUGUAGACCAAGGUCCACAACUCUGCCUUCAGUAAUUUGAUUGAAAAAACAACAAAAACAGACUUCAUUCCAUCUGCAGCGCUUUUGUUAAAAUUGUAACCAAUUAUUGUACAGAACAUAACAGUAAUCAUGACAUCAUUUAGAAGUAUAAAUUCACAAACAUUUUCUGUACAUAUUUCAAGCCAUUUAAAGAUGUGUAAUUCUGUCAUGUCUGUUGCAAUGUUAUUGCUAUGUGUUAAGUGUUUCAACAGAACAAAAGUAUUGAAUCCAAACUGUUCAAUGAUGGAAUAAACCAAUCAAGCAAAGUGUUUUGACAAAUGAGGUAGUUGAACAAUGCUUGUAAAUGAGUGUAGUGUAAGAUAGGUUCAUUCCGACCUGAGCGUAGGGUGUUUUGCGGAAACGAGGUUUACGGAGUUUCCGCAAAACACCCUGCGCGAGGGUCGGGAUGAACCUAUCUUAUACGAGCGGCUAUGGUAGAUGCUUUUUCUCCCACCUCAGUUAAACAAAAUUAAGUAAAAAUGUAUUUUUUGCUGGAACUCUUUUUUGCUUAGUGAAAAUAAUUGCAUAUGGAUAUGCGAUAGCACGUGGUUGUCAUGGAUAUAUGCGCAGUGAUCCAGUUAAUGUUAAUAGUCAAAUCGACCUUUUUAAAUAGUUCUAAGGUGAAUGAAGCAUUAUUUCUUGAAUGGUGCCUGAAAACUGUUUUAUGGUGACAAUUUAAGCGAGAAAUAAUUAAUUAGCGUUCUAAAUAUUACCAUAAGACAAGAUUUCCUGGAUGCUACUGACGACAGUCUUCAACAAGGGAGGUAAUUACAAUGUGGUAAAAGGAGUUCCAUACGGGCAUUUUAUCUUCGCCCGUGGGCAAGAUAAGAAUAUCUAGCAUGGUUAAAUUAUUGGAUCUACUUAUCUGAGGUGGGAGAAAACGCCCCCCUGCACCAGUAUGCUUGUAAAUGAGUGUAGGGUAAAAACUCCCCCUGCACCGGUAUGCUUGUAAAUGAGUGUAGGGAAUAAACUCCCCCCUGCACCAGUAUGCUUGUAAUGAGUGUAGGGUAAAAACUCCCUCUGCACCAGUAUGCUUGUAAAUGAGUGUAGGACAAAAACUCCCCCUGCACCAGUAUGCUUGUAAAUGAGUGUAGGAUAAAAACUCCCCCUGCAUCAAUUCCCACAUACCCCCAUGCAUUUACUUUUUAUUUUGUGUCUAGAAAGAUUGUUGUUAAAAGUAAAAUAAAAUAAAAACAAAUAUACACCUGAUAUAGAUGGUAAAUAAACUUUGAAAAAGGCAAGAAAAGUUUAAAAUCAUACGGGGGGAUUUUUUGUUUGCCAAUGCAAAACAUUGCUGGCAGGAAUCGUAUCUUGGGGGAUUAUGUACUAUAUGUAUACUAAUAUUCUGGUGGUAUGUUUACUGUAGUACAAAUUUGUUAAACUAAACUUUUUUGAUGCUUAUAUAUAUUAACAUGGUUGUAGUGUUGAUUAUUUGUUUUAGUACUGUUAAAGUAACAGGUGUAUAAUGUUGAAACAAUAUAUAAAAUAUUAGAUGGUCAUUUAAAGAUAUUUGUAGAUAUUAGAUAUAUUGGGCCGACUGUUAAAAGCUUUGUUAACGUUAUCAUUGUUAACUUUCGAUCAUUUCUGCUCUGGAAGUUUCAUGGAUACAUGUGUGAUUUGCAGUAUUUUUAACAACACUGGAGCCAACUGUUUCAUUACUAAGAUAUAUAUGAGCACCUCAUCAAUUAUUGUACCUUCUAAAGUUAACAUCAAUGUCAUAAACCAUUGUGAUUUUUGACAUCAUUUUUAACUUAAGCAAAGUUCUAGACGGUCGGCCCAUAAAAGGCUCUUAUUACCAUAAGAUAUAUAUUUUGAAAGUGUUAUUUUGCUUAUUAACAGACUGGUAAUAUAAUUAUAAAUGUUGUUACUUGAUGUUAGAUUCAGAAAUGUGCACCAUACACAUGUAUUCAGCCUUAUUGUUAAGAAUAUUAGUGUCCCAUUUUGUCAAAAAAUCCUACAAGUGGUUUUGGACCUCUGAGAUAUUUUACCAGUACAACACUGUUGCUGAUAAUCUCAAUUCGGUACAAAAUUGCUCCUUGGUGUAUUGAUGAAUUGGCACCUAGCUUUAUAUAAAAUAUAUAUUUUUGUAAUAAUGCAACAUUUUAGCACAGACAUAUCACAUUUUUGGUAACUUCACAUGUGCCUUUUAUCACCAAGUAUCAAAAAUAUCUAUGUACAAUGUAUUAUAAUUAGAUUAUUUUUCUGUAAUUUAAAUUAUAAAAAAAAUAUUUGUUUCAAAGUGAUUGAGUCUUUUAUCUAUUUUUGACAAGCCUGGCACAAUGCUAUUGAACUUUCCUCAUCUUAUAUGCACCAUUCUUGUGCUACUCACAGUUCCUUCUACAUUUUGAUUUUGAUCAAAUCGUACAGUCAUUUUCCAAUUAGUAAUUCUAAGUAUUAUUAUUAUUCAUUUCAAUACUUAUGUGAAAAACUACAGAAACAAGCUCAGUAUCAAAAAGUUACCUGGUUAAACAUAAACCCGGUUUAAUGGCAAAACAAAUAGUAUUGAAUGGUCAUAUAUGACACACAUAGAUUUAAUUUACAAGUAAAAGUUAGUGACUUAAGUGUAUUUUUUAAAUACAAUAUUAUAUCUACAAUAUUGUGCUGUAUUGUGUUUAUAACAUGGCCCUAAUAUGAACUAGUAGGUCCUUUGCUUUCAACAGACUUAUGAUAACUUUAUUUGCUAACCUAACUUGGAACAUAUUUAUUGCAGUUGAUAUUUCUUCGUUUGCCUCUGUUUUAUAUUAACUUUAUGUUCUUGUGUACAGUUGCUUUCAUAUAUUCAUGUUAGUCAUAUUUCGCCAUUCUUUAUAUCAAAAUAAAUACAAUUUUUAUAUGA